AUGAAUAUCAACAAAGCCUGCCAUCUGAAAUCCAAUCUAAGGUACGAUUUCGCUUCUAUUCACGAGAAUAUUGCACAAGGAACAUCUAGAGAACUCGAUUUGAGAAUACACAGAGAUUACCACCGUUUAGGUUUUUUCGCUCUUUUUCCGGCAUCGGAUUUGUUUGCUCUGACAUCGAGUGUUGAAGAACCACAAGCAUCGAUUUCUCCACCUGCUAAGAGUUCUAAAGAUACAAAGGAUAAAGAUCUAAUGCUCGAUGAAGACAUGGAAAAGGAUACAUGGAACUUUAAGUCAAUGACAGAUGAUGACCCAAUGGAUUUUGGCUUUGAGCCAACACCAAAAAACAAGAACAAUGCCUUCAAUCUUUUAGAUGACUUUGAUCUUGAUUCAAGCCCACCAAAGAAGGGAAGCGAGAUUAAGACCAUGGAUUGCCAAGGAACUUCUUCUGGAAGAAAAUUUGAUAAGUCAGAUGCUUUGGACUUUGAUCUUGAUUCAAGCCCACCGAAGAAGGGACGUGAAACUAUGACCAAGACCAUGGAUUGCAAAGAAAUUCCUGCUGGAAGAAAAUUUGAUAAGCCAGAUGCUUUGGACUUUGAUCUAGACUUACCGGUAACUGGUCAAGCUUCCUCCAAAGCAAAGACGAAUGUCAAGGCAAAUGCUUCAGCUGAAAUAGAGAACCAAAUUUCCAACACUACAGAUACUAUGGUUGUUGAUAGUAGCACACAAUCGAAGCAAGCUACAACACCAGAGAGCAUCGAAAAUUCUGAGGCAGUGGAAUCACCUCAAAGUCCAAGGUUAAACACUUCACCAUCGAAGACAUCAUUCUCAACUGUUGAAGAAAUAGAUGAACCAUAUCCUGCAAAUGAGACCACAGCAUCCUCACCAUUACAUGCUUCUGAGACUGAACACACCGCAGUAAACAGAGAAACCAGUCCAGAUAUCCAGGAAAUCUGCAGGUCUGGCACAAAAGAAGAUUCUCCUAGAGAUCUAGAUCAAGUUACUGCAGAAAUGACUUCCAUCAUGGAAUCAAGUUAUGAGAAGACAGAACCAAACAUUUCAUCUCAGUUAUGCUUGGACAAGACUGAACAUCAACAGGAAGAAAUGCGUACAGAUACUCAGGCAGAAAUACAGGAUCAGGCUAGAAGAACACUACGUGAUCAAGAUGCCGGAAAUAUAUCAUCAGGCACUCGUCCAAGCCAAACUUCCAAGGUACAAGAUUUGAGUACAAAACUACCACUGGCUCCAUCCCACAGCGUAAUGGAUACAGACACACAGGCAGAAAAAGUGGAUCAAACAAGAAGAACACUACAUGAUCCAGAUGCCGGACCUCUCUCAGGAAAAAUAUCACCACCUACUUGUUCGAUUCAGACAAUCCAGAUACAAGAUUCAAAUGCAAAGCUACCACUGGCUUCAUCCCACAGCGUGCCAGGCCUCAGUGAUUUGAAGGCCACGCAAAACAAAGACUCCGGGCUUAUCCGAUCCAGAUUUUUUAAAACGCCAGAAUCCCAUGUGGUUGAACCCUCUCCAGCUCGGACAGAAUCUCGGCCUGAUAACCGAGAAAGGAAAGGGUUGACUUUGAACUCUACAGAUGAUAGGAGUUCUGGUAUUAAAGAUGCAUUACCUGGAUCCAGAACUAAAAGAGGUCCAUUGGAGCUUGUCAACACGGAUUCUGAAAAGAAUGUAGAAAAUGUCAGUACUAGCAGCUCAAAACUUGAUGCAUCGAGCUUGACUCAGAAGCUAAGCAAGCAUUUGAGUUCUGGAGCCGAAUCUUUGCAGAAGUCCAAGAUCGUAUCUCUUGAAAGGCCUAAACAUGGAAAUACCAUGUCUGAUCUACGUGCAGCAAAAACUCAAAGGACCAUUGGAGUAUAUAAAGACCAACCCAGUUCAGCAGUGCAACCAGAAGUUAGCUCUUCAAUAAACAAGGAGAAAAAUACCGAAACACAAGUUAAAAAGAGCUCUGAGAUUCAUCAUUUGGCUCCUAGAGACAAAACACAAAUCCUGCAAUGCCCAACUUCUUUAAAGCGGAAAGCUCUUGAUGAGGUUGAUCCUUCAACUCAAAUCUUCGAUGAUGCAGAUAAAUCAUUGACGCCACAACUUAAACGCUUUUCCAUGUCUCCAAGAGAAAACAGGAAUGUUGAGGAGCUUACACAUAGAGUUGCACAAGAAAAGUUCUCAAUCCAAGAGAGUAGAACAGAUAACAAUACAACCAAGGAGCUUGUCAACAAUAACAGUCCACGGAUUAAGUCUCAUCACCAGAUCAUAAACAUGGCAAAUCUAGAGAUCCCAAUCACGGAGAAUAAUGACAACGUAGAGAAAGCUGAAGCGUAUACAAAAGAACUCGAAAACAUCUGCAACAUUCUGAAGAAGAAACACGAGGAAGCGAAAGAGUUACUUGUCCGCGCUGUAAAACAUCCGUAUGGUUCAAGAGUUUGCAGCCAAGCUGACUCUUACGGAACAACAUAUGAUGCAGACUUGAACAAAUGUUGCUUAAGAGGUUACAGGUUCAGUGUGCUUCAGAAGUCCAUAAACAUUUACUUCAGGUAA
Arabis nemorensis is the source of this 2544-nucleotide messenger RNA. The record is from the annotation of a GenBank genome assembly. Lineage: Eukaryota; Viridiplantae; Streptophyta; Magnoliopsida; Brassicales; Brassicaceae.